AUGUCACUACAGAGCAAUAGUGUGAAACCAACAGAGAUCCCUCUGUCGCAGAUCAGGCGCCCAUUAGCGCCCGUGUUGGAUCCGCAGAAAAUCGACGCCAUGGUGGCCACCAUGAAGGGAAUCCCUAUGGCCAGCAAAACGUGUUCGUUAGAACAGGCUGAGGCUGCAGCCUCAGCCAAGCAGCUGCCGCCCGUGGACGUGCUGAGCGUGCGAGUUCAAGACCAGACGCUAUACUAUGCCUUUGGCGGCUGCCACCGUCUGCAGGCCUAUGACCGCCAGGCCCGCGAAACCCGGAAUGCGGCCUUCCCCGUGCGCUGCAGGGUGCUGCCGGCCACCCCUCGCCAGAUCCGUAUGUACCUGGGCAGCAGUCUCGACAUCGAAUAG
Saccharomyces kudriavzevii IFO 1802 is the source of this 384-nucleotide messenger RNA. It is a transcript of the gene SRX1, whose product is annotated as sulfiredoxin. Gene Ontology annotation, cellular component: cytoplasm. The coding region runs from base 1 to 384 and encodes 127 amino acids. Gene Ontology annotation, biological process: cellular response to oxidative stress. NCBI's taxonomy places the organism in Eukaryota, Fungi, Ascomycota, Saccharomycetes, Saccharomycetales, Saccharomycetaceae. The record is from RefSeq and is a predicted model, not a curated record. Gene Ontology annotation, molecular function: sulfiredoxin activity. The transcript has a single exon.